This is a messenger RNA of Schistosoma bovis, 2807 nucleotides long. Lineage: Eukaryota; Metazoa; Platyhelminthes; Trematoda; Strigeidida; Schistosomatidae. The record is from the annotation of a GenBank genome assembly.
UGGAAACGGCGUUGGAUUAACUGAAAGAACGCCAUUACCAGGACUGAUACAUGCAAUUCAGCCUCCUGUCUCGCCCAAACUGAAACUGAUUUGAAUUAUUGUGUUGUACCAACACAAAGCUUUUGAUUGGCUGACUGUCAGUGAGGGAAUAUUAAACUUCUCCAUGUUUGUAGGCCAUGUAUGGUUUCACAUCUGGACCUCCUGUACAGUCUAUUCCUGCGUUUCUGACUAAACUAAAGUUACUGGUGGAUGAUGAGGAAACAAACGAUCUCAUAUAUUGGGAUCCGGUAAGAUUAGGUUUAAUUAAUAACUUCGUUCAGCACGGGACAAGCUUUCACAUACGUGAUGGAAACCGCUUAGCCAAAGAAUUACUACCCCUUUAUUUCAAACACAACAAUUUAUCUAGUUUCAUAAGGCAGUUAAAUAUGUAUGGUUUUAGAAAAAUAAAUCGUGUGGAUCCGUCUCUUCCUUUAAAAUCUGACACUGAAGACAUGGAAUUCAGUCAUCCUUACUUCAUCCGCAAUAAAGAUAUUUUGCUAUCCAAAAUUCAGAGGCGGACCUCAAACAUGUUCUCGCCAAUACUGGGAUCAAGAAAUCAAAGUUUUGGUGUGAAAGUACCUUAUGUUCAAACUAAUUCGGGUUUAAAUGGUUCCAUAAGUGUAUCACCCCAAAGACCAAUAACUGCCACAGACUUCUUAAGAUUGGCAGAGACUGUACGGCACUUGCGUUGUAAUCAGGAGGCUUUAAGUCAACAAAUUAGUGUGUUAAAGUCGGAAAAUCAGCUUUUGUAUCGUGAACUUUCUGAUUUACGAGAACAUCACGACAAGCAAUCCCAACUUAUUCAGACACUCUUCACAUUCCUGUCAGCAUUUGCAAAGGAAGGGAGGUCUGCAAGCGUGUGCAUCGGACAGACAAAACGUAAAGCUCUUCCUUCUAUUACUCCAUCCGGUUCAAGAUUUCAAAACAAAGAACUAAAGCUGGAUCUUCGAAAAGGUUUCCAAAUUGAAAGAAACUCUGUUCAACCACUUCAACUUGUCCAAACUAGUGAUUUGCUCGGACCACAUAAGCGCCCUAAAUUCGACUUACGAAAUUUGUCUGCAAAAAUAGGCAAUACAAGUUCCGGUGCAAAUAUUACUGACCAGAUUUCAGAUAUUGGAUCAGUUGUUCAUAUUCUCCCUUCAAAUCUUCAGCUUACUCCAGUGAAUCUUGGUAAUGACGGUAAAUAUGUAUACUCUUUAACUGGUUCAUCACAAGAGUGUGACGUAAAUAGUCAAAGUUUGGUUGAUAAAAAUCCUGCGAAUGUUCAAGAUGAACCGAGAUACUAUUUGUCUAAGGUGGACGAUAAUUUCAUGCAUCCCACAAAUGAUGAAGAGUUUCCUGUAGGCCUUAAUAUUGAGGAAGACGGUGUUACAGAUGUGAAUAAUUCUAUUUUAGAGUUAAACUGGCCAUGUAGUAGGUCAGAUACGCCUUACUGUCUAACUGAUUCUCCUGGCUUGAGUGACGUAAUACCUUCAAAGUUAGAUGGUGUAACAGACGAAAGUAUUUGUGACCUGCUUCUUAACUGUGACUCACAAACCGAACAAGUAGUCGGUAACAAUCAGUCUCUCCCAGAGUCUACCAUUUCAAAAUACACGAAGGAGCCGAUAAGAAAACAGCAUAAAAUUCAGAACAGACCCCGUUGUAUCGUACCUUUUUCAGAAAGCGACCCUCAAUUUACUUCCACAACUCUCCAGGACAUUGACAGUCUUCCAUGGGAGAAGUAUCAAGAUAGUGGUUUUGACUUUAACCUCGAUGUUGAACAAAAUCAAACAGAAAAUUCAAGCAGUUCUUCAAAUGGUCUUAUAGUCGGCAAUGAAAUUAUUCCGGUAGAACCCGUUAAUUUAAACGCAUGUGAUGAUGUUAUCCAGUUCUUGAGGUCAGAAAUUCCUGACAAGAAGUUAAAAUCAGAUGAACCAUUAAAAACUCUUGCAACGACUGAGGCACAAGCCUCUACUCAAAAUGGUGCUAUUGAUUUAACAAGCAAUUCAUCUGCGCCAACUACCUGGAAAGCAAGACUUUCUGCCAACAAUCGGCUCACAAUAUCCGCCUCUCCCAAAGUUAAACGAAAACAAGUACCGGUUUUGAUCCGCAGAAAAUCAAUCACCCCUCUUUCAACUCCUGAUUUUUGUGAGGAAGAAUUGGAAUAAUGUACAAUCCAGUGCUCUUCAUUUCAUUGUAAUUCCUACACAGAGUAGUUUCCCAAAGAAUUUCUUCACGAUAAAGAUUCGCCAAAGUAAUAUAUCAUGAACCGCUUCUACGAAACCAUUUUUUCCCACAUAAAAGUUUUCUUGUAAGCUCUCAUAAACAGCGAGUUUCAUGAUCAUGUUGGACGAAUACGAAUUUAAUGACCAUACACGAUUGUUUUUUCGAUGAAUAACCAAGUUUUAAACAUUUCUCCAGUGUGUUUAUUGAUUAGUCCUAUCUGUUCAUGCAGAUUUUAAUAUAUUGUGUUUCACAAAGUAUAAAGACGGUGUAUCAGAUUCUAUUAAACAAUAAUUAAUAUCGACAUUUUUUUCUGCUUCUCAUCUAUUUUUAGAUGUAAUCAUUCAAAGAAAUUAGAUUAUGCUUUCCUUACAAUAAUUCCUUAGUUAGAGCAGACUCAAAUUACAGUUCGUAUCCUGAUUGUUAUUAUUCAAAGUUAUCCGUCUUCUAGUCGAUAGACAUUAUAAACUGUCCACUUCAAUUGGUUGGUAACAGAAUUCUUUUAAGUUAUAAAAAUUGCGAAAAUAUUAUAUAUAAUGAUAAUGUAUGGAACUGUCCAGUGGACG